GCAGCUUUCGCGGCGCUUCAGGGACAUGUUCGCCCCACACGGCCGAGCCCUGAGUCCUGGGUCGGUCGUGAGGAUUCCCGCUCUGGCACGAGUCCUGGAGGCCGGACUGUCCAGUUUCUACAACGGAAACUUAUCACAGGAGAUAGUGAAGGAGGUGCGAGCGAAUGGAGGAGUCCUGAGCCGAGUGGACAUCAGUAACUACACUGCAGAGGUCCAACAACCACUGGAGGGACACUUUGAGGAUUUUAUAAUUCAAGUUCCUCCUCCUCCGUCUGCCGGUGCAGCCUUGAUAUCAGUUUUGAAGCUUUUGGAGGAUUUUCAUCUGCGUGAGAACAACGCUACAGAAAAUCAGACCCAUCAGUUGAAUGCAGAGGCUCUGAGAGCAGCUGCUGCCUCUGUUCUGGAUGGAAAUACGUCCAACUCCUCAGUCACGGAGCUGCUCUCUCACAUACUGAGCAAGAGUCAAGCAGACGAGCUGUGGAUGAAUUCCUCCCAUGCGUCCGAGUACGACUCCUCACGCCACCCCGCGCAGACGGAGCAGAUAGGUGGGCAGGUAGUAGUCAUGGGAUCCGAUAACCUCAUGGUGUCUGUUGCGAGUUCCUUGAGCCGAGCCUUCGGGAGCAGGAUCGUAACCCCGUCUGGCAUCAUCCUCAACAGCCUCCUCCUCGACUUCUCCCGGUCAAAUGAAGUCGGAGGCCGACUUCAGAAUGUCCGGAACAUCAGCGAUAACGUCGAGAGGAGGCCUGAACUGUUUCUCCUGCCCACAAUUAUUAUCCCGGCAAGGCAUCGGUGUGGCAUCCGUAUGGCUAUAAGCAGCUCCGGUGGACAAAGCCAUGUGAAAGUAAUGACCCAGAUGUUAAGUGCUGCGCCGCUAAUCCAAAAGGAGGAAAAUGAGACUCAUUUCAUUGACAGACUCCAACUUCUGCCAAAGUCACAUCUUCUGGGGUGAUCGUCCAGAAGACCGUCUGCAUUUGUUGGAUGGAAAUGUUCAAGUUGAAAGGAUGAAUUCAAACAGCUGUCUGGGCAUAUCAUCAGGCCAUGGAGGGACUUCACUGAUUUCAUACCAUUUCAUGAUGUUUUUCUUCUCUCAGACCUAGAAAUAAAUAUGCUAAUUGAGUAGAUCUACUUCUGCACUUCAUAAUAUAAAUCCAAUUAUUUUCUCCUCUGCUGUCAUUGCUGUCACCAGAGAGGAAACCUAUUUCUUUCUAAUAAGAAAAAAGAAAAAUUGUCAAAAUAAUCUAGGUUAAAUAAAACAUCUAAUCAUG
Salarias fasciatus (jewelled blenny) is the source of this 1265-nucleotide messenger RNA. RefSeq names its product glutathione hydrolase 7-like. Lineage: Eukaryota; Metazoa; Chordata; Actinopteri; Blenniiformes; Blenniidae. The transcript has 9 exons. Bases 26 to 949 code for a protein of 307 amino acids. Gene Ontology annotation, cellular component: plasma membrane. The record is from RefSeq and is a predicted model, not a curated record. Gene Ontology annotation, molecular function: glutathione gamma-glutamate hydrolase. Gene Ontology annotation, biological process: glutathione catabolic process.